AAAGAAGACCGUCUUUAAGAACGCAUUCUGGCUAGCCUCUAUGGGUAAUUGCGCGAGUGAACCGAAGACCAAUGAUUAUGCAUCACCAGCACCUGUGUUUAAGAAUGAGGAGUUAACAGCACAACCUGAUUAUGAUCGUGAUGUAUUGGUGAACACUAAGGAGACUAAUGGGGAUAAGCAACCCUCUCUUGGGGCCUUGCUUAAGGAGGAAGAAGAAAAGAUGGUCCUAGUUCCCUUAAAACCAAAAGAAAAAGAGGUAGUAGUUGUGCCAAAAGAAACGAAGGUAGCGAUUCAACCGAAAGAAAAAAAAGAAAAAGAAGAGCCUAAAACUACUACUGAGAAGAAAGAGGAGAUAGUUGUCGAGCAAGUGAAAGCACAUGAAGCAGAUAUAAAAUCGGUACCAACAACUGCAAUUACCCAAGAAGACAAGACUUUUGAUGAGGAGAAGAAACUAGUAGAAGAGACAAACGAGAUUAAGACAUCAGCAAAAGAGAUCGAUGAUAUCAAGAAACCAGCAGAAGAGAUUAAUGAUAUCAAGAAACCAGUAGAAGAGAUUGUUGAAAUUAAGAAACCAACGAAUGAGAUUGUUGAUAUCAAGAAACCAGUCGAAGAAAUCAAAGAUAUCGAGAAACCGGCAGAAGCGAUUCAUCAUAUCAUCAAGAAACCAAUUGAAGAGAUUAAGGAGACUGAUAAGAAACUCGAAGAUAUUAACGAGAUAAAGAAAACUGAACAGAUCAGUGACAUAAAGAACCCCGAAGAGAUCAAUGAGGAAAAUAAACCCAAAGAAAAUGGUGUGGAGAUCAAAAAACUAGAAAUGAAUGAGCAAACGUCGGAAAAACCUGAUAAUUAA
Fragaria vesca subsp. vesca is the source of this 850-nucleotide messenger RNA. RefSeq lists its product as uncharacterized. Lineage: Eukaryota; Viridiplantae; Streptophyta; Magnoliopsida; Rosales; Rosaceae. The record is from RefSeq and is a predicted model, not a curated record. Bases 41 to 850 code for a protein of 269 amino acids. The transcript has 2 exons.